Prorocentrum cordatum is the source of this 1347-nucleotide messenger RNA. The record is from the annotation of a GenBank genome assembly. NCBI's taxonomy places the organism in Eukaryota, Dinophyceae, Prorocentrales, Prorocentraceae.
AUGGCGGCUCCAGGUGAAGUGGUGCUCGACAGGUAUGACCUACCUGGCCCUCCGCUCUGGCAUGAGCGCAUCAUUUUGGCAGUGGCCCCGCAGCCAGGAUGCUUCGCGGUGCUCACGCCUGAUGAGGACAUCUUCGUGGAGCAUGUUCGGGUCGACCUCGCGGAGUUCAGGAGGUCCCUUGGCUUGGGCGGCGCGCCCGAAGGGAUUGCCGCUAUUCAGAUCUACCGAUGCCCAGCGGUCCCGACGCCAGAGGAGAUGAUGCAAGGCGUGAGGGACGGAGCUCUUCAGGCGGGCGUGCCGCUGCCAGCAGCCCCUGUGGUGCCUGUGGUGGGUUGCGUGGCGGCGGGCGCGGCUCCCGCCAAGGCGGCCACUGCAGUUGGAGCGCACCUUGGGCCUGCGCCCGCGCCGCAGCCCGCGUUAGCUGCUGCUGUUCUUCCUGGCGUGGCGGCGGCGGUUGCUGUCCUUCCUGGGCCUGGUUUGCCCCUGGCAGUUGGGGCGCUGGGCGGCCUGGCUCCACAUGUGUGGGUCGCGGCGGAGGACAUCCUGGAUAUCGCCAAGGGGACGCAGAUCACGGCGCUCCCGCCUGAUGCUCUGGUUGCUGGGGAUCGCGGCGUCAUGCCGUGGGGAGCAGGGUAUUUACUCGUUCGUCGUAUGCCAGAGGCGGAUGUGUGUUUUGUGCAUGACGGCUUGAGGGUGCUCCCAGUUACCCUAGACGCCCCGGGAGAAAGGAAUAUUAGUUUCGCCGAGGCUGUCUCGGCCAUGGGCCCCACCCCGCCGCGCGGCUGUGCCGGUUUGGAUGGCCCAGCGAUCACCGAUUGGCAGUUGAAGCAGAUUCGUGACGACGACUCGAAUCCAAACCAUCAUCAUGAGAGGUGGGUGCGUUUGGGUCGAAUUCCAGAAGGCGAUCGGUCAGUGCAUGAACACCAAGUACUGUGCAGGAUCGUGGACGCGGCUGUGACUUACGACCAGCUAAAUCUUCCCUCCAUGGAGUGGGCAGAGAUUGUGUGCCGCCGUAUGAGUUUGAUGAAAGAAGCUCACCGAGCAGCAACAUCUAAUCCCGAUUGCUCUGCUGGGGAUGUGUUCAUGGGGUGGGGUUCGCAGGCGGCUGGCGGAGGCACCAAUCCCGCGCUGGCGCAGCACGCGGCUGGGCAGUUGAAGGACCAGGCUGCGAUCGCGAAGGAGAGCAGAAAAGCCCCCCCGCCCCGCCCCCCGAGGGAAUUGGCCGACCCACGGGAGGGCACCGUGGCCCAGGCACUGGCCCGCAUGCUCUUCUACCUCGGCAUCAGCCUCGCCCUGCGGAGGUCCUCGGACCUCAUCGUGCUCAUCGCGUCGGCCAGGCGGUGGCGG